AGGACACCCCCCCUGAUGGUGACCCCCCCCCACCCCCAUGCAGUGACCCCUCACCUGCGCCCCUGCACCGCCCUGGAGUUCUCCUGCGGCAGCGGCGAGUGCAUCGCCCUCGAGUACCGCUGCGACCGCCGCCCCGACUGCCGCGACGCCUCGGACGAGCAGGGCUGCGGCGAGCCCCCCCCGGCCACCUCCCCGGCGCGCCCCGUGCCCCCCAGCACCGCCCGGCCUGCCACCACCACCCGCCCGCUGGUCACCGUCCCCGCCACCACCCGCCGCCCCCCGCUGCCCAAAGCCGGGUGCCGGCCGGCCGAGGCCACCUGCGCCGACGGGCGCUGCGUGCCCCGCGACUACCUCUGCGACGGCGAGCGCGACUGCGCCGACGGCAGCGACGAGGAGGACUGCGGCACCCCGUCACCCUGCGAGCCCAACGAGUUCAAGUGCCGCAACGGGCACUGCGCUCUGAAGCUGUGGCGCUGCGAUGGGGACAACGACUGCGGGGACGGCUCGGAUGAGACCGACUGCCCCACCAAGGCGCCCGGCGCGGCGUGCGGGCCGGACCAGUUCAGCUGCGUGGCCAGCGGGACCUGCAUCCCCGCCAGCUACCACUGCGACGAGGAGCCCGACUGCCCCGACCGCUCCGAUGAGGUUGGCUGCAUGCCGCCGCAGGUGGUGACGCCGCCGCGGGAGUCGGUGCAGGCGGUGCCGGGGCAGACGGUCAGCUUCACCUGCGCCGCCACCGGGGUGCCCACCCCCAUCAUCACCUGGCGCCUCAACUGGGGCAACAUCCCCCCCAGCCGCAGGUGGGCGGGGCCACGGGAGGGGCGGGGCCACCGGGGGCGGGGCCACGGGAGGG
Oxyura jamaicensis (ruddy duck) is the source of this 853-nucleotide messenger RNA. Its product is annotated as basement membrane-specific heparan sulfate proteoglycan core protein-like. The record is from RefSeq and is a predicted model, not a curated record. Lineage: Eukaryota; Metazoa; Chordata; Aves; Anseriformes; Anatidae. The annotation marks the transcript as partial. Gene Ontology annotation, molecular function: protein binding. The transcript is spliced from 4 exons.